Molecule: messenger RNA, 1203 nt
Organism: Cucumis sativus (cucumber)
Lineage: Eukaryota; Viridiplantae; Streptophyta; Magnoliopsida; Cucurbitales; Cucurbitaceae
Product: probable pectinesterase 56
Exons: 4
Coding region: 1-1203 (400 amino acids)
Biological process (GO): cell wall modification
Molecular function (GO): pectinesterase activity; pectinesterase inhibitor activity
Source: RefSeq, a predicted model, not a curated record
AUGUGCAUGUGGGUGGAUACUCAAGACAAGAUCAUGCGCACCCCUUUUGAAUAUAUCCCAAGACUUAGGCUAGAAAUAUCAACAAUUCUCUCAGGAAUUGCAAAGAUUCAUGCAGACGACUUGACUCCUCUUGAAGAAUACUUGAAUAGUUACCUUAAGAGGGUAGACAGUUUCAACGAUGUACAAUCUUCAUAUUCUGCACAGUUGCUAUCAACAGGGUCCGUCCCAUUUAGGUGUGAAUUUAUUCUCCGUAUGUCUCGUCGUGAUAAUGCUCUUCUUACUGCAAAUGGUUCCAUAGAUCAUUUUAAGACUAUUACUGAUGCAAUUGCAUCAGUCCCAAAUAACUUAAACACACGAUUUUAUAUUCAUGUAACUCCUGGUACUUACCAUGAGUGUCUUCAAAUCCCACCAACCAAGACCUUCAUCGCUUUGAUCGGCGAUAAUGCACUCACCACCAUUAUUGUUGAUGAUAGAAGUAAUGCUCGUGGAUUCAAGACAAUUGACUCUGCAACUCUUACGGUUAAUGGUAAUAAUUUUCUUGCACAAUCAUUGACAUUUAAGAACUCCGCUGGUCCUCAAAAUGGCCAAGCAGUGGCAGUUCUUGACGAAGCUCACUUCACUACGUACUACAAGUGCAGGUUCUUAGGUUUUCAAGACACUUUGUACGUCAGAGGGAAACCUCAAUUCUUCAAAGAGUGUGAUAUCUAUGGCAGUGUCGACUUUAUUUUUGGAGAUGGCUUAGUUAUGUUUCAAGAUUGUAACAUCUAUGCCCGAGAACCAAACAGGUCUAUCACAAUCACUGCUCAAUCAAAAAAACAAUUACACGAAGAAAGCGGCUUUUCAUUUCAAAAUUGUACUAUCACUAUUUCUUCGGAGAUAGCAGCCAACAAAGCCGACGUCAAGAUCUAUCUUGGCCGACCGUGGAGACAAUAUUCACAGGUUGUGUUCAUGGAGUCAUUUCUUGAUAAGGAGGUGAUGCCUAAAGGAUGGUUAAAGUGGUCAGGGGUACCGUUGAACAAUUUGUUUUACGGAGAGUUUAAUAACCGUGGUCCUGGGGCAGAUGUUUCUAAAAGAAUUCACUGUACUGGGUUUCAUGUGUUAGAUAAGCAGUCAGCCAAUCAAUUUACUAUAAACUUUGUUAAUGGAUCUGACUGGUUACCUGAAACUGGUGUUCCAUUUAGAAGUGGACUUUUUUCUGAAUGA